Paraglomus brasilianum is the source of this 399-nucleotide messenger RNA. The record is from the annotation of a GenBank genome assembly. NCBI's taxonomy places the organism in Eukaryota, Fungi, Glomeromycota, Glomeromycetes, Paraglomerales, Paraglomeraceae.
AUGUCUUUACUUCGCACAAUAAAGAAUGCAAUAAGAAUAGGCCCCAAAGAGUUUGUUACUCAACUAUGGCAUAUUGGAGAUACAAAGUACGGUGUUUUAGUAGGGGUUGAUCAGUUUGGGAACAAGUACUAUGAGAACAAAGACGAGAUUUUCGGUCGAGAUCGAUGGGUUGACUAUGCCAAGCACUAUUACGAUGCCAGUCAGGUUCCUGCUGAAUGGCAUCGCUGGAUUCACCGAAUAACCGAUAACCCGCCCACUGUUGAACCACCACCAUCUCCUAAAUUCAAAUUACCACACACUGAUAAUUUCACGGGCACUCGUAAAGCGUACAAACCCUACAGUACAACUGCACCGAAAAUCUCUGCGUGGAAGCCCUCAGUUGAUUCGCGAGUGCAAUGA